Molecule: messenger RNA, 2821 nt
Organism: Cynara cardunculus var. scolymus (artichoke)
Lineage: Eukaryota; Viridiplantae; Streptophyta; Magnoliopsida; Asterales; Asteraceae
Product: splicing factor-like protein 1
Exons: 2
Coding region: 28-2358 (776 amino acids)
Biological process (GO): regulation of mRNA splicing, via spliceosome
Cellular component (GO): nucleus
Molecular function (GO): zinc ion binding; mRNA binding
Source: RefSeq, a predicted model, not a curated record
AAUUUGUUUUCCAUCUUCUCCUACCUCAUGGAUUCUCUUCCCUCCGAAACCCUAGCUCCCACCCCCACUCCCUAUGAUACCUUGGAUUACACCCAUCCUCUUCCCGAUUCUGCCUCAACACCACCACCGCCGCCACCUCCGCCUUCCGAUUCCGACUACAAACCUCCUCCUCAACCACAAACCCUAGUUCAACCGGAUCCCAACCCUACAUCACAACCCGACACAACAGAUCUCAAGUCUGAGAAUGGCGCCGUCACCAGUGCUACUACGGAAAAGAAUAACCCUACCGUGGAAGAAGAUACAACCAGCAAGAGGCGGAGGCGGAGCAGGUGGGAUCCCCCUGCCGAGGGAGAUGCUGACCAGAACGGGGGUAAGAAGAGGAAGUCUCGCUGGGCGGAUGACGAACCCAAACCUGUCUUUCAGUUACCGGAUUUCAUGAAGGAUUUUACGGGAGGUAUGGAUAUGGAUCCUGAAAUUCAAGCUCUUAAUGCUAGGCUUAUGGAAAUUAGUAGAAUUUUACAGUCUGGUCAACAGCUAGAUGAUCGUCCCGAAGGUGCUAGGUCUCCAUCGCCAGACCCAAUUUAUGAUAAUAUGGGAACCAGAAUAAAUACUCGAGAGUAUAGGGCAAGGGAAAGGCUUAACAGAGAGAGACAAGAGAUAAUUUCACAGAUUAUUAAACGAAACCCUGCCUUUAAGCCCCCUGCUGAUUAUAGGCCUCCCAAGCUUCAGAAGAAGCUUUAUAUUCCUAUGAAAGAAUACCCUGGUUACAAUUUUAUUGGACUUAUAAUUGGCCCAAGAGGGAAUACGCAGAAAAGGAUGGAGAAGGAGACUGGAGCUAAAAUUGUUAUCCGGGGAAAAGGCUCAGUGAAAGAAGGCAGGUUCGGGCAAAAACGUGAUCUAAAGUUUGAUCCUUCUGAAAAUGAAGAUUUGCAUGUUUUAGUGGAAGCAGAGACACAGGAAGGGCUUGAUGCUGCCGCAGGGAUGGUGGAAAAGCUAUUGCACCCUGUUGACGAAGGUUUGAAUGAACAUAAAAGACAGCAGCUUCGGGAGCUUGCUGCUCUGAAUGGGACAAUAAGAGAUGACGAGUAUUGUAGACUGUGUGGUGAACCUGGACAUCGUCAAUUUGCUUGCCCAUCCCGUAUGUCGACUUUUAAGAGUGAUGUUUUGUGUAAGAUAUGUGGUGAUGGUGGGCACCCAACCAUUGAUUGUCCUGUGAAAGGGACAGCAGGAAAGAAAAUGGAUGAUGAGUAUCAGAAUUUCUUGGCAGAACUUGGCGGGACCCUUCCAGAGGGCAUGACUAAGCAAAGCACACCAUUGCCUAUCAUGGGUUCUUCCAAUAGUUCAGGAAACAAUCCCCCAUGGGCAUCCAGUAACAACUCAAAUGGAAAUACUGGAACCUCUGCACAUCCUGGACUUGGAAGCAAUGCAGCAAAAAUUGGAACUGGUUUUGGUCUUGGAAUUGGCAAAGAAAUCGAUGAUACAAAUCUGUAUAUCGGGUACCUGCCUCCGACUUUGGAAGAUGAUGCUCUGAUUAGAUUAUUUUCACCUUUUGGGGAAAUAGUAAUGGCAAAGGUGAUCAAAGAUAGGGUCACUGGACUUAGUAAAGGUUAUGGUUUUGUAAAAUAUUCUGAUAUAGCUCAAGCAAAUCAAGCAAUUGCCAGCAUGAAUGGUUAUCGUCUAGAUGGAAGAGUAAUUGCAGUAAGAGUUGCAGGAAAGCCACCCCAACCUACGGUACCCCCUGGUCCUCCAGCUGCACCUGUGCCAGCUUAUCCUGGUGCCAACCAGACACUUGGCGGAUAUCCAUCUCAGCAGAUGGCAUCAGGUGGACCCAUUGGAAGUGCACCUCCUGGGAGUUAUAUUAGUGCCCCAGUUCCUUGGGGACCACCACCACCACCUCCUCCUUAUGCUGCUUAUGCUCCUCCUCCGCCCCCUCCAGGAUCAAACAUGUAUUCUUCCUUCCAAGGCCAACAAAUGCCCUCUUAUGGUGUUCAGUAUCCUCCCCCACCACAGAACAUUGCAUCCACUGAAGCUCAGCAAAGCUACUCAGCUGGAAUACAUUCUCAGAAUAAUGCCCCUGGCCAAUCCCCAUCUAGUAAUGUUUAUGGCAAUUCCAUGUCUGGGAUAACACCGAACAAUCAAAGUGCAUAUCCUUCACCUUCCAUGAGUUACUCUUCUUAUUACAGUGUACCUCCUCCUCCACCGCCUGCGACCCAGUCAGUGGUUGAGCAACAGAGUUUUGCAAGUGCACCCUGGUCUUCAAAUCCUCCCCCUCCACCCGUUUCUUCUGCAGAGCAAAAUCAGCAAACUGCUUAUGGGACAGACCCGGAGUAUGAGAAGUUUAUGGCUGAGAUGAAAUGAUGCAAUUCAAUGUUGGUUCUACAUAUGCAUGAACUGCUUGAUGUUUCUUGGAGCUCUUAUCAACCUAUUUUCUUUCGUCUUGCUUACCUCAACUUGUUGGAAGUUUCGGACUUACAUCUUUACUCUUGCUGUGCUGUUGUAACAAUUGCAGAAAGUUAUUAGUCAACUCCAAUUCAUUUCUCACACAAUCAGGCAAGCUAUUCAAGGGCUUUUUUCAGAAUGCGGUGGUACUACAGUUUGUGGGCUGGUAUUGCUGUCAUGAAUUGCUGUUCUCUUGCUUGCUGGAAUCCUUGGGCUAAUAAUAUUUGACAUUGGCUUUAUUUGAACUUGUUACAGCAAUGUUUUACUAAUGUUUUUUCCCUGCUGCUACUGCUUAUGAAUUUUGGUUGUGAUAAAUUCUGUCACCCUUGCAUGUUCUUUGUGAUUUAGCAUAUACUCUGAAUGAUAUGGACAUGUUUCCUGG